Hirundo rustica (Barn swallow) is the source of this 5136-nucleotide messenger RNA. It is a transcript of the gene C2CD2L, whose product is annotated as C2CD2 like. Gene Ontology annotation, molecular function: phosphatidylinositol transfer activity; phosphatidylinositol binding. Gene Ontology annotation, biological process: positive regulation of insulin secretion involved in cellular response to glucose stimulus. The transcript has 14 exons. The record is from RefSeq and is a predicted model, not a curated record. The coding region runs from base 1 to 2034 and encodes 677 amino acids. Gene Ontology annotation, cellular component: cytoplasmic side of apical plasma membrane. NCBI's taxonomy places the organism in Eukaryota, Metazoa, Chordata, Aves, Passeriformes, Hirundinidae.
AUGGGGCUGGACCUGGGCUGGGCCGCGCUCGUGCUGCUCUUCGCCGCCUCGUUGCUCACCGUGGCGGCCUGGCUGCUGCAGUACUGGCGGUCCUCUGCCCUGCGAGCGCUACGACGUCGCGGAGCGGCGGCGGAGGAGACCGGGGCCCGGGCGCUGCUCGCGGCCCUUCUCGCCCUUAGGUCCCUACGGGAGCAGUGGCAGCGAGCUUGGGUGCGAGCUCUCAACAGCCAGGCGCGCCGGCACGGGAGUUCAGUGCAGAUCACAUUUGAAGAGGGUCCUCAGUUACCACAAGCAGCAAAUAUAAGUUGUGUGACAUGCAAGGGACAGUCAGACCACAGGAUGGUGCUGUGCUGCCAUCUGUCAGCUGAAGCUGUGAAAUUCCCUGUCUCUGUUAGUCAGCAGUCCCCGGCUGCUGUUUCUGUGGACACGUAUCAUGUCACUUUGGCUGUGCUGCAGUCUCAGGUGGAGAUCCACUUGGAGGAGAUACAGAAUGAGGGUCUCCUGGUGUCAUGGACGUUUAAAGACAGACCAGACUUGGACCUUUUGGUUCUUCCGCGACUUGAGCUUCCUGAGAAGGAUGAAGGGAGAGUGGAUCUGUCCACUAUAAAGGAUCUGAUUGAGGAUACCAUUGUCACCACGAAGCCAGCCGUGAUGGUGAAUUUGAUGGCCUGCAUCACUGGAGCCAGUGCGGUACCCAGCAAUAAGUUGACUCAAGAGUCCCCGUCCAGAGUAGCAGCCGCCCCUCUGGGUUCUAAGCUGUUGCUCCGGAAACUUCGAGUGCUGAACUUGGGCUGCCAGGGGAAGGGAGGAGCUGGGGAGAUACGCUGCAUGGCAGAGCUGGACAGCCCUCCGCAGAAGAAGUGGACGAGGCCGAUGACAGGUGUCAGUGUCAGUGCUGCAGGAGAGAUGGAGUGGAAUGACGAGUUCUUUCUGGACUUGGGACCUAGAAGCAAAGAACUGAAGCUACAGGUGCUGGGGAACAGCAGCGGAGGGGGAAAUGUGCUGCUGGCAUAUACCACACUUUUGAUAGAUUCUUUGGGCAAGCAGCCAUCUGGGAGACAGGUCUGCUCACUGGCCCCAGGAGCUGGACAGUCACUAGCAGCUGAAGCUACCAUUACAUUGGAGCUGCAGUUCCAGGAGUGUCCUGCAUCUUUGAAUGCUCCACAAGCCACGUCUCUGCGAACCAGCAUCACCCCCACUAAGAAGGUGGAGAUGGACCGGACCAUCAUGCCCGAUGGCACCAUCGUGACUACUGUCACCACAAUUCAGUCCCGGCCCAAGGCAGACUGCAAACUGGAUUCACCAUCGAGGUCGCCUUCCAAAGUGGAAGUGACUGAAAAGACAACAGUGCUCUUGGAGACCAGCUGUCCUCAUGGCCACUUGCCCAGCGGUAGCCGGGAUAGCCAUAUGCCCAAUGGCUUGGAUCCAGUGGCUGAGACGGCAAUCAGGCAGCUAACUGAAACGAAUAACAAGACCAUCAAGAAGACGCCAACAAAACGUAGUACACUGAUCAUCUCAGGAGUGUCCAAGGUACCUGUUGCUCAAGAUGAAAUGGCACUUUCUCUGGGUUAUGCUGCAUCCCUGGAGGCCACAACAUAUGGGGACUCUGAGCCAAAGGGCACAGCUGACCAUAUGCUUGAUUUUACCAAAUUGUCACGGCAACUGGAAGUGUCACCACUGGGACAAAGGGACAGUCAGGAGCUGGAUGAGACAACGCAAUCAGACAUCUCUGAAAGACCAUCCGUGGAAGAUGUUGAGUCUGAAACUGGCUCCACAGGAGCCCUUGAGACGAGGAGCUUGAAAGAUCACAAAGUUAGCUUUCUUCGGAGUGGUACCAAGCUCAUCUUCCGGAGAAGGAGCAAGCAGAAGGAAACCGGCCUGAGCCAGUCACACGAUGACUUGUCCAAUGUCACUGCCAGCUCCACCACCAGAAAGAAAACUGGUAGCUUCUCUCACCGCCUCAUCAAACGCUUCUCCUUCAAGUCAAAAUCCAAACCCAAAGGUAGUGACCACACAUCAGCUGGUGAGAACUGAUGGAGGGAAAAGCCCAUUGGAAAGAUUUCUCAGAGAUCAUUUUCUAGUCUCUUGUCUUCCCACUCCAUGGUAUCUGUGACUUGCAGUCCAGUUCUUUCCAACCUUGGCUGAGGGAAGACACCCCAGUGCUUUAUGCCAUUUGGGGAGCGGAGAUGGCAAACCCGGGACUUAGGCUGUUUGGCUGCCUUGGCUUAGCCUUCUCUGCUUGUUGCACCCCACUGUGCUCUCCUAGAAAAUCCAGGUGGCGUGCUAAUCCUCCUGGGGGUCCCAGGAACUGCAGAAGUGACUCCAUCCAUGUGUGUAGCCGUCUGGCAUCAUCAGGCGCCUCAUGGAAACGGGGGGCAGGUGUCUCAAGUCGUGACCUUCAGAGUUAAAAUCAAGAAGCUAUUGGGUUAGCUACAGUGUCGAGAAGUGUGGGAUGUAGCCUCACUCAGCUCUUCUUGUGACAGAGAAUGAUGUCGUCACUGAUUAUCUAAACACUAUUGCUUGUGCUGGGUGCAGAGGCCAUAAUCUGAGGUGCGCUGCAAGGUGAUGCAUUCCUGGGCUGUGAGCUGUCAGAAGAUGGCUGUCAGCUGGCAGUGUUGCGCUCCUCCAUCUGGCUCUGCCAUUGGAACAGUGGUUUAGACAGCACUGAGGAACCCCUGUUUUCUGUGCUGUGUUGAAGGAAGAAGUCUCUAAGAAGAAGGAAGUUUUAUCCUCUGCACAAGUUUUCACAGGAGCCUGGACCCUCACAAGAAUGCCUGGUCAGUGCUGUCAGUUCUGUCACCCUGUGCAGCCACCCCGUGACACAGCGCUCCUUCCACAUUUGUGUUUCUUGAACAGGGAAGGCCCUGUACUGAAUGCACAUACCAGCUAUUUUAUGAGCAGAUCCCUUAUUCUUGGGGGUAGUUGGGGAUGUUACCAAAGGGCUGCCAGGCUGUCUUCCAGACCUGCCGAGCAUCCAGUCUCAUGCUGUCACCGUUGUCAUCUUAAGGACUGGCACCAUGCACUGGAUGUAUGGCAAGGAAUAAGGCAAGGAAUAUAGUGAAAGGCAGUCUAAUGGGGAGCCUGAAGGCACAUGGCAGAAAGAGGCAAAAGUUAGUCCUGACUAUGAGAGCACAUGUGGCUCUUCCUGGUUUCUCAAAGGAUGGUAAUGAAUCAUCCUCGUGGUAGAGGUGCGAUUAUUGGUAUGAGAAACAAUUUGUCUAUCCCAAUCUUCUCAGAUGGAACGAGAAGGUCACAUAGGGUUUUGUUCUCCAGAAGCUGCAAAGAUGAAGUCCCUGGGAAUUUUCCCCCAUAGCAUGGCUGCUUUAAGAAACGCCUUUUCUAUUUAAUCCCCACUUGUGUUUUUGGCUUUAGGACAGAAGAAAUGCUGUUUGAAAUCUACUUUCCCUGUUUAACUUCUAUAGAUACCUGUGCCCUUGCCUUGGUGCUGCUGUAGGCUCUGUGGUGUUUCAUAAUGCCUGGGACCACAGAGCAACCCCAUGAAUGGCGCAAGCCACCAUCGAACUUUUUAAGCUCGAAUGAUCUGCAGUUGGCAGAUUGUUGUCUCAGGGUAGGCUCACUUAUUUGCACCUUGUGAAAUUGGUCCUUGACCGAAUAUAUUGUGGAAGAGGAGCAGCAGAGCAGUGGGCUUGAAUGCAUGGAGGCUUCAACCUGCAUAUGAGGGCGUGCAUUCUGGAUGCUGUGUUUUGCUAGUGGCUGCACAAGCAGAACAGUGACUUGUAAGUGAAGCCAAAGUAGGCAUUGUGUUGGGAUUGUUUUAGGUUUUUGUUUGUUUUGGUUUUCUUGGAGGGUUUUUUGGUUUGUUGGGGGUUUCUUGUUUGUGGGUUUUGUUUCUUUUGUUUGUUUCCUAUCUUGGCUGAACAGAUUUACUAGAAUUUACCUAUGUUGUGUUUUUUUACUUCUCUGAAGAAUAUAGAUUUACACUAGCUGUAAGCAUGCUUGUAAGUAUAUUUCUGUCUGGGUACAUCUCCGUAUGCUUCGGCAAGGCUGUUUGGGAGUCUCAUCAUCCACAAAGCCCUCAGUGUUGGCCCAUGAGAGAUAUCCUCUUGACUCAGUGGAGAACGGACACAGGUAAAAAUGAAGGGAACCUCAAAGCCUCAGUGUUCUGAGGGUGCCGUAUGAUUUAGCACGAUGGAUGUCUGAGGCCAGAGGAAUUGGGUGCACGGGUGUAUGUUUGUACGUGCUUAUAAUUAGGGCAUACUCUGCAAAUGCCUAUACCGGUAACGGUGCAGUGUGACUGAGGACGACAGUGCUGAUCGAUGGGACAGAAGAGUGGCCAUGCCAGCUUCUGUGGCCUUCAUAUCCAUUUCUUGCACAGACUUCUGCAGGGGCAGAUCUGAGCAAGCAAGUCCAAUUCCUGCCCCUGUAAACAUCCUCAUGCUGCUCAUGCAGUUGAGGGUGGGGUUUUAGGCCGCUUGACUGAAAUGGGGAAGAGCGAGGGGAGACUACUUGGGUGGAGAGCAAGUUCAGUGCAGGGGAAUAUAAUGAAAACUUCAAACCACGAGCACAUGCUAUAUUUUUAGACCAGAACUGGGCGUAUGGCAAAUGUUUCUGUUAUCUUUUUUGGCCUUAGUGAUGCAAUACUUUCUCUUGGGUCAUUGCUUGCUAAACCUACAGAGAAGUAAUUUCUGGGUAGCUCUGGAAAUGCUUGAGUAUUUGGAAGGUUGUUGUCUGUGGUCUUUUUGCAUUGUUCUCUCCAUCCCACCUCGCUUACUGCAAGGUCACGGCGAAUCUCAGGAUAGAGUAACAGUCCCAGUGGUGAUCAAACUUCUGGCAAGGGUAUGCUUGUGAUAUUGCAGGUCCUUCUACAGGCACAACUGCUCCAUAUCACUUUUCCUUGCUUUGUAAGGUACUGGACCAAAUACCCACGUGGAAUUUGAAUUAGUGCCCUCCUUGUGUGUGCUCUUUUGUACUUUCAUGCUUUCUGUCCGGGUGGAUUAUUUUGACCCCACAUUGUUCAGGUAGGAAAGAAUUGGAACUGUGUAGCUAUUAAUAAUGAAACUAUGAACUAUGUAUGACUAAAUGAAGUACUUGUACCUUUGUAAAUCUUGAAGAAAAAAAUCUAUUGCUGUGUAAUGGCUGAAUCUGUUAACUUAUUAAACCACAUGAAAAUUAAAA